CAAUUUCCAACGCCAUGUUUCGCCUGAAACACCACGGGAUUCUCUGGGCCUGUAGGCAGGCGCAGUCCCAUCGCGCAUUUGCAAUUCGUUUCGUGUCUACAAAGCCCUACGAUCCACUCCGGAUUCUCUUCUGCGGAUCGGAUGAGUUCAGUAUCGCUUCACUGAAAGCUCUCCAUAAGGAGCACUUACUAAAUCCGGAUCGUAUCGCUUCGAUUGAUGUUGUCUGCAGGCCAGGAAAAAAGGUUGGAAGGGGAUUGAAAGUCGUACGAGAGGUCCCCAUCAAGGCGGCCGCAUCCAAAUUGUCACUUCCGAUUCACGAGAUAGAUACCUUUAAAGGAUGGACGCCACCUCUGCCUUCUGGAGAACCGAUCAACCUGGUAGUGGCCGUGUCGUUCGGGCUGUUUGUGCCUCGACGAAUUCUUACUUCAGCAAAAUAUGGAGGGCUAAAUGUCCAUCCUUCGAUGCUUCCAUUUUAUCAUGGGCCAGCACCGUUACAUCAUGUUCUCAUGGAUGGUAGAACCACGACCGGCGUUACGCUUCAGACAAUGCAUCAUCAGCACUUCGAUCGUGGCGUCGUCCUCCAGCAGACAUCACCCCCCGGCCUCGAGAUACCGGAUCCAGAUUCAUGUACAAUUUCGCAACUUCUAGAUGUCGUUACGCCCAAGGGAGCAGAUGUUUUGCUUGAUGGUGUCAGACAGGGGCUUUUUGUGCCUCCAUUGGAAAACCGAGGAUUUAGCGAUUUGCCGCUUAAUGAAGCGCCACAUGCGGCUAAGAUCACACCAGAAGAUCGGCAUAUCAGCUGGUCAGAGUGGUCAUGGCAGAUUAUUAACAGGAGGAAUCGGGUGAUAGGCCCAUUAUGGGGCAAGGCUUACUUACCAGAUAAUCGGCCCGGCUCGACUUCAGGAUCAAGGAAGAGAUUGAUAUUCGCGGAGAUGGAAGAAGUUCAGCCACUGGAAGGCUGCACAGAGUUCGCUUCGUCACCGGGCUGGCCAUUUGUGGCUAGCUCUCUGCAGACUGAGGGUAAAAGGGAAGAGAAGCUCUACGUCUGGACUUCUGACAAGAAGCUAAUCCAUCUACGCCGAAUGAUCGUGGAAGGGGCGCCAAAUACGAACGCUGCUCGGGCCGCACGCAAAGCUGGAUUGUUGGGUGACAAAGUAGUCCGUACGGACGAUUUCGAGUUCCGGGGCUUCCACGAUACUCUUCUAUGAGAUACUUGUACUACCAAAAAAUACUGAUGAUAUCGAAUGCAGUCUUCGAAGAGAAAGACCUCGCAUUGGCGAAAUUCUAUCAACAAAGAGUUUAUUUAAUGGCAAACCCGGCGUCUGUCAGAGUUAGCUAACUAUAAGCGAUGAUAUCCUGGCAGUACUCACCAAUCUGUAUCGCUUGUCCCGUCAUGGAUGAGUUCCGAGCAAGCAUGAUGUACGCAUUGGCCGUGUCUUCAAGCUCAGGCUGAUGUGUUUAUCAGCAUCAGCAUUCGUCUUAUUAACUUUCAAGUGAUGAAAGUACUCACGACUUUUUUGAGGACAGAUAUAUCCUUAUAGCCCUGGAUCUUCUCGGCAGGGAAUCGGUUGCCCUGUUGAGACAUUUUAGCUUCCACUCGCACAAUGCGUAUAUCUCAUGGUGACAACUUACCCAUUCCGUCAACAAAAGACCAGGAAGAACAGAGUUAACCCGGACCUUGCUUCCCUGGGUCUGCGC
Messenger RNA from Aspergillus glaucus CBS 516.65, 1698 nucleotides. Its product is annotated as methionyl-tRNA formyltransferase. Gene Ontology annotation, molecular function: methionyl-tRNA formyltransferase activity. Gene Ontology annotation, cellular component: mitochondrion. The transcript has 4 exons. Bases 15 to 1208 code for a protein of 397 amino acids. The record is from RefSeq and is a predicted model, not a curated record. Lineage: Eukaryota; Fungi; Ascomycota; Eurotiomycetes; Eurotiales; Aspergillaceae. Gene Ontology annotation, biological process: conversion of methionyl-tRNA to N-formyl-methionyl-tRNA; biosynthetic process.